UUCUGUUGGAGAGGCUCCUCUCACUUUGCCUGGCCCCAGAUGAUGUCGCAGAGUUGAAUCCGAGCCUGUUGUCCACUUGCAGGAAAACUCCGGAAGCGUAAACGUUUGUCUUUUCUUAUUAACUGCAGCAAUGCACUUCCAUAUAAAACACUUAGUGCGUUUGAAUCCCUGCGCCUCUGUGCAGGGCAAGAGGACACUUGAAAGGAAACUGUGGACAAUAGUGUCUGCAGCACAACAACAACAACGACGCGUCAGAGCAGCAGGAUCAAUUGCAUCUGCCGACAUCAAGAAUUAUUUCGCCCAGCAGUGUUGCAGAAACUAUGCAUCGGACACAGCGUACAACAGAGCCUUCAACUCUGCGAGGGACAACCCGGAGACAUUCUGGGCUGAAGUGGGACAGGAUAUUAACUGGUUUGAGCCGUGGAGCAAAACUUUGCACGUUGAGGAUCCAGUGUUUCCAAACUGGUUUGUUGGAGGAAAGUUAAACAUGUGCUACAAUGCAGUGGAUCGUCAUGUAGAGAGUGGCCGUGGACAGCAGCCUGCCAUCAUUUAUGAAAGCCCUGUGACUGGAACUAAACGGAUCAUCACUUUCAGGGAACUUCAGGACCAGGUGUCCAGGUUAGCAGGAGUCCUGGUGAAGAAUGGUGUACGGAAAGGAGAUCUGGUGGUCAUCUACAUGCCCAUGGUGCCGGAGGCCAUGUUUACCAUGUUGGCCUGUGCCCGGAUCGGCGCGCCACACAGCCUUAUCUUUGGCGGCUUUGCUUCCAAAGAGCUUUCUGUCCGCAUCGAUCAUGCCAAGCCCAAGAUGAUGGUCACAGCCUCAUUUGGCAUUGAGCCAGGCAGAAGAGUAGAGUACAUCCCUCUGGUGGAGAAGGCCCUGGAGCUUAGCUCUCACAAACCCUCUAAAGUCCUCAUCUACAACAGGCCGAACAUGGAAAAAGUGUCAAUGAGUCCGGAGUUGAGUCUGGACUGGGAGGAGGAGAUGGCUACAGCUCGACCUCAUGACUGUGUUCCUGUUCCCUCAAACCACCCUCUCUAUGUCCUCUAUACAUCCGGGACCACUGGAACGCCAAAGGGUGUUGUGCGAGACACUGCAGGCUAUGCUGUGAUGCUGAAAUGGACCAUGUCAAAUAUUUAUGGACUCAGUUCUGGAGACGUUUGGUGGGCAGCGUCAGACCUGGGCUGGGUGGUCGGACAUUCCUACAUCUGCUAUGGCCCUCUGCUCCAUGGUAACAGCACAAUUCUCUAUGAGGGUAAGCCUGUGGGGACUCCAGACCCUGGGGCCUUCUUCCGGGUUGUAUCUGAACACGGAGCCUCGUCCAUGUUCACAGCCCCCACUGCCAUCCGAGCCAUCCGCCAGCAGGACCCUGAUGCUGCAAUUGGGAAGAAAUACCCCCUAUCUAGGCUGCGGUCGUUAUUUCUGGCUGGAGAGCGUUGUGAUGUGGAGACGCUGGAAUGGGCAAAGAGGAGCUUUGGGGUUCCUGUCCUGGAUCACUGGUGGCAGACUGAAACUGGCUCUGCGAUCACCUCCUCAUGCAUCGGUCUGGGAAACUCUCUCACGCCACCUGCAGGUCAGGCUGGAAAACCAGUUCCAGGUUACAAUGUCACAGUGAUCGAUGAUGACAUGCAGGAGGUGAAGCCAAGAACCCUGGGAAAUAUUGUGGUGGGACUACCUUUACCACCCGGUGCAGCAUUGUCCCUGUGGCAGAACCAUGAUCUGUUCAAGGAGCUCUACUUCACUAAGUUCCCGGGUUACUAUGACACCAUGGAUGCAGGCUAUGUAGAUGAGGAGGGUUUCCUUUACAUCAUGUCCCGGUCUGAUGAUGUCAUCAACGUAGCUGGCCACAGGCUGUCAGCUGGAGCAUUGGAGGAGUCAGUGCUGCAGCACCCUGCGGUGGGGGACUGCGCUGUGGUGGGUCUGGAGGACCCUCUGAAGGGUGUCGUUCCACUGGCCCUGUGUGUACUCAAGAACGGUGUGCAGAAAAAUAAGGAGGAGAUCGUAGCUGAGAUGGUGAAGCUGGUGAGAGACACCAUCGGACCAGUGGCCGCCUUCAAGAAAGUGCUCUUUGUCCGAGGAUUGCCGAAGACGCGCUCUGGAAAGAUCCCUCGCUCCUCUUUAGCCAACCUGGUCAACGGCAAGCCGUACAAGAUCACUCCAACAAUCGAGGACCCAGAAGUGUUCAAAGAUAUCGAGAGUCAAUUAGAAAAAUUGCUGAAACCUCACGGAGCCUGAACUCACCUUUUAAUGUACUGUAAGUUUUACCAUCUAACCUUAGAUAAAUGUGCCAAAUACAUGAAGAACUUGAAACCGUACUGCCUUAGGUUUUCAUAAUUAACAAGUAGAGACACUAUGGCAACUGUUUGUACAGAAUACAAAUAAUAAUAAACUCACUGACAGUAGUUUUUCUUUUAUUGACAAUGAAAAUUUGCUUGCUCACCACUUAGUUUUGACAAAGUACAAGAAGUAAUAAAUAAAAAAGAAUGGACACAAAAUAAAAUGAUUCAUCGUUCGUGCAAAUUGAAGAUGUAAAAACAAA
This is a messenger RNA of Gymnodraco acuticeps, 2537 nucleotides long. RefSeq names its product acyl-CoA synthetase short chain family member 3 (gene acss3). The coding region runs from base 131 to 2233 and encodes 700 amino acids. The record is from RefSeq and is a predicted model, not a curated record. The transcript has 16 exons. Lineage: Eukaryota; Metazoa; Chordata; Actinopteri; Perciformes; Bathydraconidae.